AUGAAUCAGGCGGCGGCUCCUCGUAAGGAUCCUGCAAUAGAGACUACGCUACCUUGUAGCCUUGAGGAUCUCUAUAAAGGUACCCCCAAGAAGAUGAAGAUAUCUAGGGAAAUUGCUGAUGCCAGCGGGAAUACGCUGCCUGUGGAGGAGAUUCUGACCAUUGACAUCAAACCCGGUUGGAAGAAGGGGACAAAAAUCACAUUCCCAGAAAAGGGUAAUGAAAAACUUCACAGUCUCUUGCCAACGGAUUUGGUCUUUGUCAUCGAUGAGAAACCACAUAGUACAUUUACUAGAGAAGGAAAUGAUCUGGUCGUCACAGAAAGAAUGUCAUUAGUUGAUGCUCUGACAUGGUCGUACACUACAAUACAUCUCACAACUCUUGAUGGAAGGACUUUGAGGAUCCCCAUAACUAAUGUUAUUCAUCCUACUCAUGAAGAGACUGUUCCGGGAGAGGGAAUGCCAUUACACAGUGACCCAUCAAGGAAGGGUAACUUGAGAAUAAAGUUCCACAUCGAGUUUCCAACAAGACUGACAGCCGAGCAGAAAGCCGGGAUUAAGAGGUUGUUAGCCCCAUAA
Molecule: messenger RNA, 576 nt
Organism: Papaver somniferum (opium poppy)
Lineage: Eukaryota; Viridiplantae; Streptophyta; Magnoliopsida; Ranunculales; Papaveraceae
Product: dnaJ homolog subfamily B member 13-like
Exons: 4
Coding region: 1-576 (191 amino acids)
Cellular component (GO): cytosol
Molecular function (GO): protein-folding chaperone binding
Source: RefSeq, a predicted model, not a curated record